Molecule: messenger RNA, 1500 nt
Organism: Alternaria ventricosa
Lineage: Eukaryota; Fungi; Ascomycota; Dothideomycetes; Pleosporales; Pleosporaceae
Exons: 2
Coding region: 1-1500 (499 amino acids)
Cellular component (GO): cytoplasm
Source: RefSeq, a predicted model, not a curated record
AUGACGUCGCCCGCUUCGCCGCGCCUUCCCAGCCCGCCGCCCAUCCCAGAAGACCAGCUUUCGCCGGUAUCCGCGUCGCCAGAGCAGCAGAAGCUCUUCAGCAAUCUCGACCAUGCCGCCGAACGGAGAAUACGACCGGGGACUAAGGCGGAGGACAUGGCGGAGGGGCCGCCGCUGGUAGAGUUAUCAGAGAUUGACUCGGCAUUCCAACUUACAGAGCACCUCAAAGCCCUCCACCACUCGCUCACGCACCCCGCCGGCUCGAAUGGCACUGUGCCGGUAGACAGAAAUAUGGCAUUGAAGAUAGCACAAUCACCCGCCAAUGUGGACAGGACGCUGUGGCUAUACGAACUCUGCCGCUUCCUCAUACAAAAGGUCAACUCCAUCAUUACCGCCCUCUUCGCCGACGACCCACCAUGCUCGUCCCUGACGUGUCCCGAGAUGCGCGCUUCCGAGUGGCAGUACCUUUGCGCAGUACACGACCCGCCAAAGUCAUGUUGUGCCAUCGACUACUGCUGCCACACGCUCGACUGGGCGGCUAACACCCUCACAUCACCCAAGCACUUUCCUUCACGGCUCGCGCUAGGCACAGACUCGUCAACGCAGCACUCGCAAAUGCGCCAGUUGACCAACAUCUUCAGGCGCGUAUACAGAAUCUUUGCGCACGCAUGGUACUCGCACCGAGAAGUCUUUUGGAAGGUCGAGGGACGUACGGGAUUAUACAUAUUCUAUAAGACGGUCUGCGAUGUAUACGGUCUGGUACCAGAGGACAACUACACCAUCCCUCCUGAGGCGGAGGGUAUUGAGCCAUCAACAGAGGUCAAGCCGUCAGCGCCACCUCUGAUUAUGAAGCGAGAGCCCUCUGAUUCGACAUCAGAGAUUUCAAGUAACACACUGGCAGACGGAAUGUCUGAUCAUUCGCUAUCAACAGCUGGAACAACGAAGCGACAUAGGCAUUCGCCAUCAGUUGGCGCCACGGCCGUUCAAACAGUUGUAGAGGAGAAUGAGGAAGAGGAGGAGCGACCAGUUCUUCAAGCGCGACCAGUCACUCAAAUCUUUGAAUCGGCACAGGAGGAUGAGGAAGAGGAGGAAGCCGAUAGCGACGGCGACGUCACGGCUAUUGAAGAUAACAACGAAGAUGAUGAUGACGAAGAUGAUGACGAGGACGAGGACGAGGACGAGGACGAGGCUGAAGCUGCAGAGGAGAUAACACAAGCAGAUGCCAAGGAUCCCACGACUGAAGCAGCCAAGGAAGACGCGGGCGAAGAGAAGGCAGCGGGUACAACGACCGAGGUAGAAGAAAAGAAAGAUGGAGAUGCCGCCACAGAGCCAGCGACUACUGAGAAUGCUGAGGCCAGUGCUUCGGACGCCCAAGACGACGAAAAUGAACCAUCGAAAGAUGAUAGCAAGCCAGAUGCCGAAGGGUCAGAGGAGGCGAAGAAGGUUGAUUCUGCUGCAGAAUCGGCUGAUGAAGAGGGUGGUGCGAAGGCCCAAGAUUAG